Plasmopara halstedii is the source of this 1428-nucleotide messenger RNA. Its product is annotated as serine protease family. The record is from RefSeq and is a predicted model, not a curated record. NCBI's taxonomy places the organism in Eukaryota, Oomycota, Peronosporomycetes, Peronosporales, Peronosporaceae. Gene Ontology annotation, biological process: proteolysis. Gene Ontology annotation, molecular function: serine-type carboxypeptidase activity. The coding region runs from base 1 to 1428 and encodes 475 amino acids. The transcript has a single exon.
AUGCGUGAGCUUCUUCUCGUCUUGGCGCUACUAGCGUGCACUACUAGCGCUACUAGCGCCUCUUACACGGACUACAAUCUCACCGUGAACUCCGUAGACAAAGACUUCUGCGACUCGACUAAGCAGUUGAGUGGCUAUUUUAAGAUCAUGGGCUCUAAGUCUAAGAACUACUUUUACUGGUUUUUCGAGUCGCGAGGCAGCCCAUCGACUGAUCCGCUGAUCAUUUGGCUCACUGGCGGACCAGGUUGUAGCUCAACCUUAGCCUUACUGCUGGAAAAUGGCCCAUGCUCUGUCAACGACGAUCUGUCGCUGAGAAGGAAUCCGUAUUCAUGGAAUGAACGCGCCAACGUCAUGUGGAUCGACCAACCUGUUGGUGUUGGAUUUAGCUAUGGAGAUAAGAGCGAGUACGAUACAUCGGAAAAGGAAGUGGGCGACGACAUGUACCAUUUCUUACAAGAGUUUCUCCAGGCCAAACCAGAGUACCAAAAGCUACCAUUUUACGUCUUUGGCGAGAGUUACGCUGGCCAUUACGUCCCUGCAAUUGCGCACAGAAUUUUUCAAGGUAAUCAGCAGAAGGAAGGACCGUUGGAAAUCAACUUGAAGGGAUUUGGCAUUGGUAAUGGGCUCACAGACCCUGAAGUGCAAUACAAGUACUACCCGGACAUGGCGUACAAUAACACGUACGGAGUCAAGGCCGUGUCAUACCCCGUUUAUGUAGCUAUGAAGGCAGCUGUGCCUCCCUGUGUUGGCAUGAUCGAUGCCUGUCAGACGACCAAAGCGGCGUGUUUAGCGGCGCAAACAUUUUGCAAUGCUGCGCUGGUUGCGCCUUAUACGAUGUCAGGGCUAAAUGUUUACGACAUUAGGUCCAAGUGUCAACAUUGGCCAAUGUGCUACGACUUCAGCCACAUUGAAAAGUUUCUGAGGCUUGAAAGUACUUUACGGAAGCUGCACGUGAGUCCUAAAAGUGCAAAGUGGCAGAGCUGCAACAUGGAAGUCCACGCCGGUUUUUCUUUUGAUUGGAUGAAGAAUUUUCAACAACUGGUGCCGCCUAUGCUCGAAGCAGGAAUUAGGGGCCUUGUAUAUGCUGGAGACGCCGAUUUUAUAGUCAACUGGAUGGGAUGUAAGGCUUGGACGCUACAACUGCCAUGGAGUCAGCAUGAUGAAUUCUUGGCCGCCGAGGACAAGGAUUGGAUUGUGGAUGGCCAAAAGGCUGGUCGUAUCCGCCAAGUUGGUCCCUUUGCUUUUCAACAAGUGUAUGAGGCGGGCCACAUGGUGCCUCUGGACCAGCCAAAGCAUGCGCUGGCGCUGCUGAAGGCUUUCACGCAGGUAUCCGAGGAGCAUGAGGAGAAAGACCAGAACGAAUUGCAGAAGCAGUUGAUGGACAGGGAGGUCAAGGUGAAGGAUGAAAGUGUCAUGAGCGUCAUGUAA